ACUCAAAUCAAGCGAACAAACAAGGGUUUCUUCUUCUCUCUCUCCGAUGUUGUCCUUUCAGGUACAUAAUUCAUAGCAAAUGUUUGGCUUGGCUCGGACGCAUGGGGUUGAUGACGGUGCUUGGCUUGGCUCGGCUUGCAUCGGCAUCGUCGCCGUCGCUGGCCUUGACGCCAUCGCCCACCGGACAAACGAGCGCGGACUCCACCACGCGCGCUCUCGCCUGCCCGCUGCUUCCUUGUCCUUGCUUUAAAUUUAAGGGAACUCCCCACCAGCGCCGCUCCAACAGGCUACGACGACGCACGCGCGCGCGCAUGGAAGAGAUCCUUCUCCCCGUGGCCGCCCACGACGCGGCAGCCUUCGUGCUGUCCCGCCUGCCCCACCCCGGCACAGCGGCCGCCGACGCUGCCGCCUUCGUAGACGCCGCCACGGGCGCAAGCCUCUCUUUCUCCGCGCUCCGCCGGGCCGCGCUGUCCCUCGCCUCCGCGCUCCGCCUCGGCCUCGGCCUCCGCCGCGGCGACGCCGUCCUCGUCCUCGCGCGCGACUCGCUCCUGCUCCCGCAGAUACUCCUCGGCGUCCUCGCCGCCGGCGCCGUCGUGGCGGUCACCGACACGGACGCCACGCCCGCCGAGGUCGCCGCCGCCGCGCGCGCCUCGGCCGCGGUCAUGGUCGUCGCUGCGCCGGACCUGGCCGCCAAGCUCUCCCUCGACGCCGGCGCCGCCGUGGGCCUGCCGCCGCUUCUCCUCACGUCGCGCUCGCCGGAGGAUCCCGCGGCGCUCUCGGCCGAGGAGCUCAUCGACGGCGGUGACCCUGUCGCUGCUGAGGCGGUGGCCGUGUCCGACUCCGAUGUGGCGUUCCUGGCCUACCCGUCGGCGAGAGCGACAGCCGCCGUCGCGAUGACGCACGCCGACCUCGUCGCUGCUAUGGCCCACGUCGUCGCGGACGACGGCCGGGUGUGCCUGGCGUCCCUUCCCAUGUGCAGCGCCCACGGCCUGCCGCUAGUCGCCCUCGGGCUCCCCGCUGCCGGAGUCACGACGGUGCUCAUGCCCCCGCCAUCGUCGCAGUCCGGUACGAAGGCGGCGAGAGAGGCUGUAGCCGUGCACGCCGCGACGGACUUCGUGGCGACUCCUGAGGUGGCGGUGGCAGCUCUCACCGCUCCCGUGCCGCUCGACGGGAAGCUCUCCUCGCUGAGGAGGGUAAUCGUGGCGCCUACACCGUUGGCGCCAGGGGCACGGGAGGAGUUCCGCCGGAGGCUGCCGUGGGUCCAGCUGACGCAGCUGUCCGGCACGCCGGAGAACCAAACAGAGAUGCUAUCACUGCCACCUGAGGUGAUCACACCACCUGCAGGCGCAGCCGUUAUACAGCAAAACAGCCUGCCAGCAGAUCAAGUAUCCGCGACAAACGAGGCUGCCUCCUUGGUGCCACCACCGAAGAAGAUAAACAAGAUUAUUUCGGGAGACAUAUUUUCGAGAUCAACCAUGAGCAAGACCUUGAGGAAGCACCCGGCAACUGGCAACAGACAAGCUGCCUCAAAACUGUAGCAGAUCCUCCGCUUACGUUUCCUGUUCGGAAGCUGCUUGUCAACCUGAUGAAGCAUGAUUAGUCAGUCGAAAUUUCUAGUAUCAAAUGUUGAGUUAUACAGCAAGAGCUGAUAGUUUCUACUAUCAGAUUGUAUGGAAGCAGUCCGUAAGUUCAUGAUAUGAAUAGGGAAAAAAAGUUGCAGAGUUUACCCCCAUACGUAGGGCUGAUUUGGUGACCAGAAAAUUAAAAGGGAUACUUUGAAUAGCAAAGGGGAUUCCUACACCAUGGAUCCCCUCCAAUUGCAUGGUCACCAAAUCAGCCCUUAUGAAGCUAUAAUUCCCUACCUCCGAGAUUUCAAGUGACAGCUUUUGCAGUUUUUUUUUCAUCCCUUAUGUAUGGAACAUAAAAAAAAUCUAAAUUCAGAAGACCUUCAGAUGGAGUACUA
Messenger RNA from Zea mays, 1963 nucleotides. Its product is annotated as 4-coumarate--CoA ligase-like 3. The coding region runs from base 102 to 1538 and encodes 478 amino acids. Lineage: Eukaryota; Viridiplantae; Streptophyta; Magnoliopsida; Poales; Poaceae. The transcript is spliced from 3 exons. The record is from RefSeq and is a predicted model, not a curated record. Gene Ontology annotation, molecular function: CoA-ligase activity.